GUGUUUCAAGUGAUAAUCGCUCCGUGUUCGUCGGGUAGUUAAUCGCUGUGCAUAUUUGAUUUAUACUUAUAUUCCACAAAAAUUAAUCUUGCGUAAACAAGUAUCAGAGAACAAAUUGACGAAUGAUCAUAUUACUAAGUAUCAGUAUGAUAAAAAACUUGUUGCUAUAUUCUUGUGAUCGGAGGAUCGUUGUCGUUCGUUGGAUUGCGUCGAGCUAGUUUCUAUCGGGACCGAAAAUACAUUGUAUAUGUAACAAGUGUCAAGUCGAAACGAAUCGGUCAUAUUAGUGUGUUAAUUAAUGCGAUCGCGAUUAAAAGCAAAAGAUUAAAUUGUUUACUAACCUGUAAUUCGUGUUAUCACAUAACGUUACAACAUAUACCGUGUCGAGACUACCGAAUCGGUCGACGAGUGAUCGUCAUAUUUCCGUAUUUACUUGAUCGAGGUGCAUCGUGUGUGCAAUAAGCGUGCAAAGUGGCAAGUCGUUAAUUAGUACGCGAGAUCAUAAUUAACGGCGUGUUUCCGAUGGAUUCGUACGUGUGUGAGAGAUUGUUUGGAACAUAGUAUUGGCUAGAAACAGGAAUGCGGAAUGCGGAACCAGGAUGCAGGAUGCAGGAUGUAGGAGCAGCGAGGUGGCAUCGGCGAUGCAUCGACCGGGAUUGGCGAGAAUUUCAAUGGAGCAGGAUCCGUGAACAGCGCCAUUCCAAAAUCAUACGUUUGAGCACACAUUCACUGAUGACGCGCGGACAUAACAAAGACCAGUCUGCGACUCCAAGUGAAGGCACGAAGGAAGGAAAAAGAAGGAAGGAAUAAUGACCACUGAUGACGUCACGCAAUACCUUCCACACGCAUAGUGCAUUCAGAUGCCACGUUGAAGUCCCGCAUCGAGGAAACAUCGACCAUCUAUAAAGAUUACAUCAUUGAUGAAACAUCCAUUUGGCACGAUUGAGCAUUCUAUAUGCACACGGGGUUCCCAAUGUCUACAGCCGGUCCUGCGGGAUAACCAGUGCUUGUACGAGAAGAUCCGUCUGUUCGUGCGGUGGAUGGCGGCCGCUAGUUUGCCGUGCGAGAGAACGCUGUACAAGUACCACAAUAAUAUCGCGACGAGCAUGAGCGAACGGCGUGCAGCGUGUAGCACGGAGCUGUUUGUGCAUCGCGAGUGACUGUGCCUUGCAUAUUCCGUGUGCAUUGUGUGCAUCGUAUGCAUCGUUUAUUCUCUUGUCUUUCCCUCAAGCCUCUGUUCUGUGCCUCUACGAGCGACGGAGAGGAGAUGCCGUGGUACCAUCGACGGAGCAAAUUCUCAAACACCGUUACAGAUCACGCUAAAUACCAUUGGCUGUGAUAAUAAACAACGUAAUGAUUUUAUCCCAACAUCGUGACGCGAUUCUUCGAUAAACAGAAAAAUGCCCAUCUUUGAAUUGUUGGUAGCAACAUAAUGAACAUCUUUGAACUCUCAUGUCUAUUGCGUGAAACAUCUCCAAACUUACAAACGAGAUUUCAAUACUUUGAUUAUUGAACGAUAAACAAAAACACCAAAAUGAAUAGAGUAGAGAGUGCAGAUGCUGGUAAGGGCUGGCAUGAAUGUGCCACCUGGUUGACAAGAUGCGGUGCACUGCGAGCAGAUCACAAGGCCAACUGGCCACAGGCCAGGGCAUUCGACUUGGCCUAUACCUUGCGAGAUGGUGUACUGCUGUGCAAUCUACUGAACAUUGUGGAUCCAGGUUGCAUAGAUAUGAAGGAUGUAAACCAAAAACCACAAAUGGCACAAUUCCUGUGUUUGCGUAACAUAAAAGUCUUCCUGUCGGCAUGCUCAAGCGUCUUUGGCCUCUCCGACUCGGAGCUUUUCGAGCCGUUUAUGCUAUUUGAUCUGUCUAACUUUCAUCGCGUUCUCUGCACGCUCUCCGCCUUGUCCAACUGUUUGCGUUUCAGACGGAAGGGUAUACCCGGGUUUUCUGUUGGCCAUGGAAAGUCUCAAGAAGACAUUUACAGAGAUUUACAAAGUGCUGGCGCAGGCCGCGAGGAUGAGGGUCGUCGCAGGAGAUUUAGGAGACGGGAGGGUGACGAGUCGGUCGUCGGGGGGGAUAAUGAGGACCCGGUCGGCGAGGAAGAUGGUUACGGAGCUUUUUGCAGCCACGCGCAAAGCGAAGAGAUCUACCAGGACCUCUGUAGUCUACACUUGCCAUCUCCUCCAUCCGCUGCGCAGGCUGGCGCUAUUUGCGGAGGUGAGAAAAGGGAUUAUGUGAUCCAGGAGCUUGUGGAAACUGAACGGAAUUACACAGAAGUUCUUAGUAGUCUCCUCAGGCAUUUCGCCCGACCAUUAUCAUCUUUAUUGCGACCCGAAGACUCCAAUCGCAUCUUCUUCGGCAUCAAGGAACUCACGGAGAUCCACGUAGGCUUUCAUAGUCAAUUGCGCAAGGCACGGAACGGUACAGUGCUCGCCCAGGUCUUCCUGGAUUGGCGGGAGAAAUUUCUCAUUUACGGCGAUUACUGCGCAAAUCUUACCAUCGCGCAAAAUACUCUGCAGGAAUCGUGCACACGUAACGAAAUAGUCAAUCAGGAAGUUAUCAGAUGCCAACAAGAAGCUAACAACGGUAAAUUUAAGCUGCGCGAUAUAUUGUCCGUGCCAAUGCAAAGGGUGCUCAAGUACCACUUGCUGUUGGACAAAUUGGUAGAGGAAACUCCUCACGAGUGGGGCGAGGAAUGUCACGCGCUGGCGAAGGCAAGGGAAGUCAUGGUCGAUGUCGCUCAGUACAUAAACGAGGUGAAGCGCGACUCCGAUACAUUGGACAUCAUAAAGGACAUUCAAGCUUCGAUCAUCGAUUGGGAUGUGCCCGAGGACGCACAGCUGAAGGACUUUGGCCGGUUACUUCGCGACGGCGAGCUUAAGGUGAAAGCUCACAAUGACCAACGGAUCAAGGCUCGUUAUGCAUUUGUGUUCGAGCAAGUGGUAUUAAUCUGCAAAGCGGGCAGAGGAGAUCAAUACUGUUACCGGGAAACUUUACGGUUAGACGAUUACAGACUGGAGGAUCACAUAGGACGACGAACAUUGGGCAGAGAUUCGCGCUGGUCCUACCAAUGGAUACUUGUACAAAAACAGGGGUCCACAGCGUACACGCUAUAUGCAAGAACGGACGAGCAGAAGCAGAUGUGGAUAAAGGCGCUGCAAGACGCGAUGGACAAUGUCAAUCCCGCAGCUUGUCGCAAUACCAAUCAUAAAUUUAAGUUGACGACGUUUGAUACUCCCAGGAGCUGUCAACGGUGUGGAAAAUUUCUUAAAGGCCGCAUAUUCCAGGGUUACAAGUGCGAAACGUGUCGCAUAGCCGUGCACAAGCAAUGUAUUGCGCAUUCGGGUCGCUGUAUGCCGACACCGCCGUCGCCGACACCACCACCACCGUUACCUUGCGAACGCGCGCUUGCCGUGAAACUGUGGUUCGUCGGAGAGAUGGGUAGGGAAGCAGCUUCCAACAAACUGGAAUCUCGCGAAGACGGCACGUACAUGCUACGCGUCCGUCCGGCUGGACAGCCGCGUCUCAAGCAUGAAACCAAUUAUGCUCUCAGCAUUAAAGCGCAAGGAGCGGUGAAACAUAUCCGAGUAUUCAAGCGCGACGUGGAAGGCGCGGAUCUGUAUUAUCUCAGUGAAUCUCGCUUUUUCAAAAGCGUUGUUGAAUUGGUCGAGUAUUACGAACGAGAGUCGCUGUCAGAGAAUUUUGAGAAGCUGGACCAGCGUUUGCUGUGGCCGUAUCGGCGUGUCGUAGCCAAGGCACUGUUCGAUUACCACGGCAACGAACGUAAUCAGCUGAAUCUGCGACGAGGUUGCAGAGUCGUGGUACUGAGCAAGGAAGGCGAUGCCAAAGGAUGGUGGAAAGGUAAAGUAGGCGAUCAUGUAGGAUUCUUUCCAAAAGAAUACGUGGAAGAGGAAUAGUACUCUUAAUGUCGAAUCAUUAUUAUGUCGUUGCAUAUGAUAUAUCGGAUUGAAAAAGUUUCAAUUUAAUGAAAAGUCUAUUGAUAAUUAGCUAUUAUAUUAAAAUGAUUUUCUAAUGAAAUAUAAUGGAAGAAUGUUUUGAUAUAAUUUUUUUAUGAAACUGUAUUUUACUUUUAUGAAUUUUUAAGUCUUGCAAAUUUUAAUUUAUAGAAAUACGAAAUGUGAAACGUAUAGGCUUGUCCAAGUUUUUGUAUAUAUAUGAAAUUCUUUUUCCUACUUAGCUUCUCUCUAAGCAUCACCUUGUGAAAUUCUGUCUUAACUACUGUGUCCUAAGCCAAGAAUCUAAAAAUUAGAAGAAAUAUUGCGACAUGAGCGAUUACGAAGGCGGCACAUUUGUUCAAUAAGUUUGGAUAAAUCUAAUCUGAUACUAUUUUAUAACCUCAAAAUUGGAGAGAGAAGAUAUAACAUUGUAGAAACAGUUUGUAAUAUAAAUUCAACGCUUAGAAAGAGGAAUAUAUUAACGUAUAGUAGAUAAACAUAGGCUUUAAAAAAUUCUAGUAUAAAAAAUAUAAUGUACAUAAUAAUAAAAUAUUAAAAAAGGCCUUACACAUUUAAUGUUAUGAGAUCAUGAAAUUAUAUUCUUAUAAAUUUUUCAAUUUUAAUGAAUUUUUUAAAUAGCAUCAUGACAAAAAGAAAAUGAUAUCGGACUUCACAAUAUUUGUGAUAGUUGGUAUGAGAAAAAUGAAUAAUUGUAUAAAUAGAUUAACAUGCGGGACAUGUAAUUGAGAAGAUAUAUAUAUAUAUUUCUAAUAAUAUUUUUCAAAAUAUUAUAUUUUUCAACUUUAGUGCCUUUAAAAAUGUCCUACAUUCGUUCAAAAUAAAAUUAUGUACAUAGCUUUCUUAUUCUAAAAAAUAUUUUAAUAAACUUGUGAUAAUUUUAUUAUAA
This is a messenger RNA of Linepithema humile (Argentine ant), 4865 nucleotides long. The record is from RefSeq and is a predicted model, not a curated record. Lineage: Eukaryota; Metazoa; Arthropoda; Insecta; Hymenoptera; Formicidae.